Trichoplusia ni (cabbage looper) is the source of this 6398-nucleotide messenger RNA. RefSeq names its product nipped-B-like protein (gene Nipped-B). Gene Ontology annotation, biological process: replication-born double-strand break repair via sister chromatid exchange; establishment of mitotic sister chromatid cohesion; regulation of gene expression. Bases 394 to 6264 code for a protein of 1956 amino acids. Gene Ontology annotation, molecular function: chromatin binding. The transcript is spliced from 26 exons. Lineage: Eukaryota; Metazoa; Arthropoda; Insecta; Lepidoptera; Noctuidae. The record is from RefSeq and is a predicted model, not a curated record. Gene Ontology annotation, cellular component: Scc2-Scc4 cohesin loading complex.
AUUUGCUACAUAUUAAUCGAAAAAUGAUUUAGUGCCAGACCAACUAGUUUCCAUACUUUUUGAUGGGAGUGUCGUACAGAUGCGCUGACCUUCGUUUUGAUGCACAACGCACAACAAAGCAUCAAAUUGACGGCUGCCCCAUUUUCACAACAAUCUUCAGAUUUGAUGUUACUUUAAUAAUUCGUGAAACGCUACGUUAUAUUAAAUUGCCAAUAGAGUAUGUUGGACAUUUCUUGUGCUAAGUGUUACGUGAGUGGAAAGUAAAAUGAUGAUGGAAACUACGACUACGCAAACAAUUUUGUAUGGUGUGUUUUAUAGUACCACAGCAAAGGCUUUCUUUUUAACUUCUAGGAAAAUAUUAGUGGGCCUGAGAAAAUAAAUUGUUUAAUCAAGAUGAAUGAAAGGGAUAUUCCAAGUGUCCCUAUUACAACAUUAGCAGGAGUAGCCAGCUUGACAGACUUAUUACCAGUGUUACCACUACCUGCUCCGCUGCCCUCUACACUCAACAACAAAUCCCAGUUAUUUCAUCCGCGUGUUGCUGAAGAGGCGGCCAUCUUGCUUGCAACGCGCGAUGACAAUUUAGUGUCGCUGCUACUACAGUCCCUUAUGCAGACCUCAGUAUCGCACAUAGAUUUAAAAGAUGAUAACAUGGCAAACACAUCAAAUCCUCCAUCUCCACAACCUCUACCAGAACUAUUGAGAGCAAUCAUAAAUGUAAACCCCAAUGUCUUUGAGCAACCACCACCAAGGACCCAUUGGAGCACUUCCACCUUUCUCCCACAUAAUAAGUUCAAUGGAAUGUCUCCUAAUGCUGUGCCAUCAAGUCCAUCAACUCAUGGAACAGCAUCUGUUCCCAACCAACAGUCACUUGCUACCCCCAGUCAAUCAUCACCCCAUGUAAACAUGGGCUCUCCCCCCUCACAAGCCAGGCCGGGAAACCAAAUAAAUAACACUGCACAUAACAGUGUAUCCCCCAUUUGGAACAGUGGAAACUCUUCCAAUAUGUAUCCAAGCCCUUUGUCGAACACAUCCUGUUCAAAUCCACAAAAUGGGGGGUUUUUUAAUAGUUUAGUACAAGACGGUAGGAAUUAUGGUACUAAUUUGGGUGAUGAUAAGGAUCCACUUUCAAUGUCUCCCGGAAACCAACCUGAUCAACAGAGAUUACUUAUGCAAUUACAAGAGAAGGCAUUUGAGCAAGAUGGUAAUGUAAGGACAGGGCAAUCACCAGCACAAGCUAGUGUGGCGCCUUCGCCAUUACGUCAAGAGCCGCAAGUGCCUCAGCCGUCGAUGGGAGCGCCGUACGCGCUUCAACAACAAGCUCAAAAUAGUAACACAGACAAGCAGGAUCCUAAUAAAAGUUCAGUCUUGAAUAACAGAUACCCUGUUGUGAAACUUGGUCGUUUAUCCGAGGGAUUGUUAAAAAAGCAUGAGUUUGGAACUGAAGAUAGAUCAAGGAAAAAUAGUACUCUAGAAUCAGAUUCUGAUGAUAACAUGCCACUGAAAGCAAAGGCGAAUAGUGGUAACAAUACUGUAGAUAAAGAAAGAGAGGCGAUAGAUAUAGCUAGAGAGAAAAAUUGGGAAGCUGUUAAGAGGAAACAUGAAGAAGCUAGUAAAAGGGAAGAGGCUGAAGCUGCUAUAGUGCGGCCGAAACUACGGAAGGUAGAACGAAGAUUAGUACCUGUGCUAGAAAUGUUAUCUGUAGAUGAAUUAAUGGAGACAAAUACGUACCAGCGCUUCAAUAAAUUGAUUGAAUCAGUAUUCGAAGCUAUUGACGAUGAUAUACUAAUUACCGACGAAAUGGAGGGCACAGACAUACCUGAAGAACUACUACUGCCGCGUUAUCAGCUGCAGGAACUAUGUUCAGAAGCAGCAAAACUAAAAAAUCUUGGUGCUAUGGAAGCUAUACCUGCAGACAGAUUAGUUCGAUUAUUAAACAUAUUGGAGAAAAAUAUCAGGGCGGCUGAGAAAAUGUCUUUAGUCAGUGACCCAGAGGACAGUGAGGAAAUGCGACAAAUAUGGAUGGAGUCGGCAUUAGAGAGGGUCAUGUGUGCAUCGGAUGCAUGUCUUACGUCCCUAUACGUAAUGACCUCCCCUAAUAUGCCGAAACGCAUAUUUCUAGAAGAUGUUAUAGAUAGGAUAAUAAUGUUCAUAAAAUUCCAACUCAACAACACAAUUUAUUGUGUUUACGAUCCCGUGUAUAGCAUUCAGAGUACUUCUAAGAAGAAAGGUAACUCGGGCGGCGGCGGCGGCGCGGGCGCGGGCGCGGGCGGCGGGCGCGCCACGCGCGAGCUGUACACGCACGCGCACGAGUCCGUGACGCUGCUGGCCGAGCUGUUCGCGGCGCACCACCUCACCGACACCACCGUGCUGCACGCCUCCACCGUCGGCGUCUCGCCCUUCUUCGUCGAGAACGUUAGUGAGCUGCAGCUUAGUGCGCUCAAACUCGUAACUACGAUAUUUACGAAGUACGAACAACAUCGUCGUCUCUUGUUAGAAGAUAUAUUAGCGUCGAUAGCUCGCAUACCGAGCUCUAAACAUAACUUGAGAUCCUUCCAACUAAGUUCAAAUCAACAAAUCCAAAUGUUGACGGCAUUAGUUCUGCAACUAGUGCAGUGUGUUGUUACGCUGCCGGAAACAUUGUGCAAGUCGCAAGAUAAGGAUAAGGACCCUGAGGCUUCUGACAGUAAAAAAGGUGUAGAUAAAGACCUUAUGAUAAUAUCUAAAUACGAAGCAGCAAUUAGUGUAGGCGGUACAUUCCUCACGUCAUUCCUGAACAAGUGCCGGAGUCGCAAUGAAGAGAUCGACUUCAGGCCAUUGUUCGAAAAUUUCGUACACGAUUUACUCACCACAGUGAAUAAGCCAGAGUGGCCUGCUACUGAACUGCUGCUGAGUCUACUUGGAACUAUGUUGGUAAAGUACAUGUCAGAUAAAUCGAUGGAGAUGUCGGUUCGUGUUGCAUCGCUGGAGUACUUAGGGUUAGUAGCGGCUCGUCUGCGGCGGGACAGUGUGCUCUCGCGAGCCAAGCUGGCUACCAUGGACGCUGUGGUCAGAGACAUCCGCGCCGAAGAGGAAAAAGACGGCAAUCAGACUCAGAAUACCACUUCGGGGCUAGAUGAAGACGAAGAGAGGACAGAAUUCUUACAGAGGGUAUUGCUGGACUACCUCGCUAUUAAUGGGCAGAAAGAUCAAGCCUGGAACUGUGCUCGUCAUUUUUACAUCACUCAGUGGUAUAGGGACAUGGUAGUUCAGCCGAAAAGUACAUCUCCGACUAAGAGACCAAAAAACAAAUCGAAGAAACGCUACAUCAAGGAUGAAUCGAGUGAGGAGGAGUCUGAACCGGACGAUGAUAGUGAUGAUGAUGGACGUCGCGUUAAGGAAUCCAAGGCUGACAAAAAACUCGCCACUAGUGCCCUUAUAUCGGCGGAGAAGUUUAAAACAAUAGAACGGCGAAAGCAUUUCUUUCUUGAAAAAAUACGACCGUUUCGGUACCAAGGUGGAACUCAAGUGCAAGUGAUGCAAUCAUACAUUGAUUAUAGUGGAGCAGAAUUAAUCUCGCAAUACUUGGCCUCAAAGAGGUCGUUUUCUCAAAGCUUUGACAGAUACUUAAGGAAAAUUCUUGUUAUUUUAUGUGAAAAUACAAUAGCUAUUCGUACAAAGGCGAUGAAGUGCCUUGCGAUGAUAGUAGAAGCCGACCCGGCAGUACUGGCGCGGCCUGACAUGCAGAUCGGGGUAAACCGAUCAUUUCUUGAUCAGUCCACGGCAGUGCGAGAAGCUGCCGUUGAUCUCGUAGGAAAGUUCGUGCUCAGCAGACCUGACCUCAUUGAUAAAUAUUAUGGAAUGCUCUCAAAUAGAAUAUUGGACACUGGUGUAUCGGUGCGUAAACGUGUUAUAAAAAUUCUAAAAGACAUCUGUAUAGAGUGCCCAGAAUUUCCGAAAAUACCUGAGAUUUGUGUGAAGAUGAUUAGGAGAGUAAAUGAUGAAGAAGGUAUAAGAAAAUUAGUGAUGGAAGUGUUCCAAAACAUGUGGUUUAGUCCGUGUGCGAACACGACGCGGCCGGGGGCGCUCGACAUAACAGCCGCCACCGCCGACCCGCUCACCAGGAAGGUGUUGAACAUCACAGAUGUUGUUAUAUCUUCCAGAGACAUAGGUCUUGAAUGGUUUCAGCAAUUGUUGACUAGUUUGUUCAAACCUAAGGAAGAUAAAGAUGAUUCGACUAAAAUUAUAUACCAACCACCUAAAUCGCUGUUGUUAGCUUGCCAGCAAAUAGUAGACUGUCUCAUUGAGAAUUUACUUCAGUUAGAGGAAACAAGCGCUGAUGGGACUGGUUCGUCGCAGCGAAUUUUAGCUUGUCUCUCCACAUUGCAUUUGUUUGCGAAAAUUAGGCCUCAAUUGUUAGUGAACCAUGCAUUAACUAUGCAGCCAUACCUCAGUUUAAAGUGUCAGAACCAGUAUGAGCAGCAGAUAAUGUCGACGGUCGCGUCGACGCUAGAGCUGGUGGUCCCGCUGAUGGAGCACCCGAGCGAGGUGUUCCUCGCGCAGCUAGAGGAAGACGCCGUCAAGCUCAUCCUGCAACGCGGACAACUAGUUAUAGCCUCCUGCAUCGCCUGCCUCGCUGCUAUUGUUAACAAUCUCACGCACAACUACAAACUUAUUAGGGAUGUUUUUAAUAAAUACCACGGUGUACUUCUUCAAUGGAAGCAUUGUUGGCAGCGGAAUCCUGAGAUGACUAGAGGCUUGCAUUCAAGACCUUACUUUCGUCGUGCGUUAUUUAUUGUAGGUUUACUGUUGCGGUACUUUGAUUUCACCGAAUCUACGGUUAUAGAAGGAUUGCCUGGAGAUAUAAAAGAACAAAUUUUCUCAACGUUAAUGUUUUUCGUUGGUCUCGAGGAUGAAGAUUUCGUUUCGCAUACGCUCAAAGCUUUAGGUUCUGUGUGUGUGCGGCACUACGAGUUCAUGUUGCGUCCCGAACUCAAAGAGUUCUACCAUCAGCUGCUCACGUCAGACUUGGCCCCAGUAGAGAUGAAAGCGGACGUCCUCAGAAAUAUUGAAAUGUACUUACAAGAAGAAGAGCAGAGGAUGAUUAGACAAGACAAAGAAUGGUCAAAGAGGUCAAAACACGAGAAUCUCAAGGAGAUGGGCGACGUGUCGUCGGGCAUGGCGUCGACGGUGAUCCAGCUGUACCUGAAGGAGAUCCUGGGCUCGUUCCUGCACCCGAGCACCGUGGUCCGCUCCAGCGCCAUGAAGGUCGUGCAGCUCGUGCUCGCGCAGGGACUCGUGCAUCCUGUACAGAUUGUUCCAUAUUUGAUAUGCAUGAGUACAGACCUGGAAGUAACGGUGUCUCACACAGCUGAUAAGCAUUUACAAGAGAUUGACAAGAAGUAUCCUGGCUUCAUUCACAUGAAGGCACAGCUGGGUAUUAAGCUCUCAUAUCAGUUACAAAAGAUUCUGCAAGUGAAUGCCAAUGAAGGAGUUAUACGAGGAUUCAGGAAAAAAGACCAGGAUGAGUUGCCAACUGCCCUCAAUGGUUUCCUUUACUCAUUACUGCGUAAUACGCGGCCACAGCGACGCGCUUUGGUCUUGUCGUUACUCAAGCAGUUUGAUGACGUUUCUACUGCUCCAUUGGAUCAAAUGUUGUACCUGGCGGAUAAUUUGAGCUACUUUCCAUUCCAAGUUCAAGAUGAACCAUUAUUUAUUAUACAUCACAUUGAUAUCAUUAUUUCGACAUCAGGAUCGAAUUUAUUGCAGCUUUUUCGUGAGGGUUUAAAUAAACCAAGUACGGAGGAGAAGGAGCCCUUAGACGAGGAGGAGGAUGACGAGGAAGCGGAGAGCUUGCUGGCGCAGCUGCCCGACAGCACGCGGCCGCUGCGCGACGCCAUGCGCCAGGCGCGGGGCUGUCUGCUGCUGCUCGUGCUCAAGCAACAUCUCAAGCAGCUCUACGGCUUCACUGACGCGAAAAUCAAUCAAUACUCUCCGUCGGAGAACGUGAAGGUUUAUGAGAAGGCAGUGUCGCGACGUCACGCGCCUAUCUUUGAGCCGAAAGCAACGAUUGCACAGUUACUAGACGAGGAUCGCACGGCUGACGAACUAGACGAGCGUGGCAGGCGGCGACUCGUCGAUGACUAUCUCGAGUUCAAGCAGCUGAUGCUGAAGUUCGACCCCGAGGAGGAGGAGGACGAGGAGCAGGGCGGGGGCGGCGGCAGCGCGGCGGGCGCGGGGGGCUCGCCCGGCGCCGCCGCGCCCGCCGCGCCGCCGCCCGCCACCUAGCGCUAGGUGCCACACCGCCCACGCCCGACUUCUUUAUAUAAGUUGUAUUUGAGAAACUCGAUUUUGUUUUUAUAUUAAAAGUCUUGUGUGUAGAUAAUUUUUAUGAGAAUAUAAAGUAUAUGUACCUACUCCGC